UAUCCAUGGACUUGGAAAAUACCAUUCCUUCAGGCUACAACUCCUGUGUCCAAGAAGUAAGAGACCAAAGCAAUUUUUGUUGCCUCUUCAAUGGCUCCAUCUUUCUUCAGAGUGUGUUUUACAGAAACUUUACAUGAUCAGAAAUUGGAGAUUCCUGAAAAGUUCUUGAGGGAUAACCCUGAUGCGUUUAUAGAUCAAGUUAAUCUCAUUGACCCAACUGGAACUGCAUGGGAAGUAGGAUUGACAAAAUCAGAUAACAAAGUUUACUUUGAUCAUAAUUGGAAUGAAUUUGUGAAGCAUUACUCAAUCCAACAGAAGUACUUGCUAGUGUUCAAACUCUUAGGUUUUUACACUUUCGGGGUACGCAUAUGCGAUAACUCUGGCUGCGAAAUUGACUAUUCUUCCACUAGAACUACUCCAUCACAGACAGAACAAAGAGCAAUGGCUGAUUUUGUAAAUUUCAAGACUGAAAAGCCUUGUUUCAAGAUCAUUAUUCGAAGACGCGGUGUUGGGUAUAGAUUCGCGAAUGUGCCUGCUAAAGUUAAAGAGAUUCUGAAGGAAGUUCCUGUGGAAUUAACAUUUCAACUUUCUGAUGGAAGAGAAUGGAAGGUUAAAGUGCAACGAAAUAAGGCGAAGCAAUUGAGCUUAGGGCAGGGAUGGACUGCAUUUCUGAGGGACAACAAUUUGAUGGAAGGCGAUAUUUGUGUUUUCGAGUUCAUGGAGAUGAAUGUCUUCGGAGUUACUAUAUUUCAUGACACCAAGUAAUUCUAGUUAGUAUAUGACAUGGAAAACUAAAUGUUAGCAUUUUGAUGACAAACUUUAAGAACUUUCUUGUGUCGUUUUUCCGUUUAUGAACCAAAUUAUGAUAUGAAUCUCGUCGUUUGAUUAUGUUUUUUCA
Mercurialis annua (annual mercury) is the source of this 898-nucleotide messenger RNA. RefSeq names its product B3 domain-containing transcription factor VRN1-like. Bases 91 to 765 code for a protein of 224 amino acids. Lineage: Eukaryota; Viridiplantae; Streptophyta; Magnoliopsida; Malpighiales; Euphorbiaceae. The record is from RefSeq and is a predicted model, not a curated record. The transcript has 3 exons. Gene Ontology annotation, molecular function: DNA binding.